Molecule: messenger RNA, 2606 nt
Organism: Mizuhopecten yessoensis (Yesso scallop)
Lineage: Eukaryota; Metazoa; Mollusca; Bivalvia; Pectinida; Pectinidae
Product: octopine dehydrogenase
Exons: 1
Coding region: 15-1217 (400 amino acids)
Molecular function (GO): oxidoreductase activity
Source: RefSeq, a predicted model, not a curated record
GUAUCCCGUGAGAUAUGACGCUCAAGGUUUGUGUCUGCGGAGGAGGGAAUGGCGCCCACACCCUCUCAGGUCUCGCAGCGUCCAGAGACGGGGUCGAAGUUCGUGUCCUGACGCUGUUCGCUGAUGAAGCCGAGCGUUGGACAAAAGCUCUAGGGGCUGAUGAACUAACGGUGAUUGUAAAUGAAAAAAACGGAACACAGACAGAGGUCAAGUCACGCCCAAAGGUCAUUACCAAGGAUCCUCAAGUUGCCAUCACUGGGGCGGAUGUUGUGAUCCUGACAGUUCCAGCGUUUGCACAUGAAGGCUACUUCCAAGCCAUGGCCCCGUAUGUACAGGACUCAGCUCUUAUCGUAGGCCUUCCAAGCCAGGCGGGUUUUGAAUUCCAAUGUAGGGAUAUUUUAGGAGACAAGGCAGCCGCGGUUUCUAUGAUGUCAUUUGAAACUCUUCCCUGGGCGUGUCGUAUUAAGGAGUUUGGUAGGAAAGUUGAAGUACUAGGAACAAAAUCUGUGCUUGCAGCUUCUCUCAUAAAAGGUACGGCAGAGACCGUUGAUCCAUUGUCAACGCUACAGAAGCUCCACGGUGCCGAACCAGUCUUCCGCCUUGCCAAACACUUUCUAGAGAUGCUGAUCAUGAGCUACUCGUUUGUCCAUCCUGCCAUUUUGUAUGGCCGAUGGGGUUCAUGGGACGGUAACCCGGUGUCUGAAGCACCACUGUUUUAUCAGGGUAUAGACCAGGCCACCGCGGAUAUGUUGACAGCCUGUAGUGACGAGUGCAAGGCCGUGGGGAACGCCAUCAUGGCGGCGUGUCCAGGCAAUGACCUAUCUGACGUCAAAGAUAUCUAUCAAUGGUAUCUUGAGUAUUACCACGAAGAUAUCCAAGACGACCACGACCUUUACCACGCGAUCACCACUAACAAGUCCUAUAAGGGGCUCGUUCAUCCAGUCAAGACAGUAGAUGGCGGCGUCGCUCCCGACUUCGGGAAUCGUUACCUGACGGAGGACAUCCCGAUGGGGAUGAUUGUGUUUAAAGGCGUGGCUAUUGCAGCCGGAGUACCCAUCCCUAACAACGACAAGCUGAUCACGUGGGCUCAGGAGAAGAUCGGAAAGGUGUAUCUCGUGGACGGAGCUCUGACCGGCAAGGAUGUGGCAACAACGCGCUGUCCUCAACGUUACGGCUUCAACACACUCAACGCUAUUCUUACAGGCAAAAAGGAGUAACCGGACAGUGUUGGUAGUUAGUGACCAGUGUCCGUAGGUAUUACAGUUGAUUUUGGCCCAUAGGCUAAUAGGAGGAUUUGCAGUCGUGAAACGAACAGUACCUUAUUGUCAAAUGAACAACAUCUUAAUCAAGUGAAGUCUGAUUAAUUUAAAAGUCGUUAGAUAGUUCAAACAUAGCAAGCCUAUAGCAUAGUGUUACAAAAGAUGUCAAACAUUCGAGCCUUCGUUACCAGUCAUCUGAAGUCCGGUUGUUCCAGUAUCCAGGCCGGAAUUUUAGGACACAUUCCCCAAAUUGUUUCAUUUUCCAGUUAGUUUCAGGUCCGAACAAAAUCUUGCAGGAAUGGCGAGGCUCGAUUGUAAAAAUGUUUUGUGUAACAGGUAUUAAAAUGACCUACUAUUUCAUUGUCCACGAAUCCUGACGUCACUUUAUGUGAUAAUAAUAUUUGGCAGAGUAUACUCGCCCCGAGUUAGCUUGUUUUGAUAACAUUCCCCUAGUAUAAUGCACGGUUUUAUAGACGGAUUCAAUUUCAAUUCCUACCCUCUUCUUAGAUAAAAAAAAAUGUUUUCUUGAAUUUUGGAUAAAAAGCUUGCUAUUUAACAAACUUUUGGAAUGGUAGAGCUGUUUACUACUAGUAGGCCUUUGAUCACCAUGUAAUUAAAGUAAUAUAGGAACAAUAUGGUCUCGAACGAAUUAUUUUUUAUAGGUCUACCCUAUGAAAUUCGAAGAAAACCUGUGAUGACAUUAUCGAGAUUUUGAGAUGCUAUGCUAUCUUAGAGAAUGAAUCUCAGGUGUUGUUGACAAAAAUCAGCAAUACCAAUAUGUUGUACUCGGCCGUAAACGACAUUGAGUUUAACAAAGUAGUUAGAUCUGACAUAUCUUGUGGUCUGAUGAAAGCUAGUUAUUUGUGAAGAGUAUAUUUUGGAAUGAACUAACUAUAUACAAAUUGAUCUGUAUUUCCCCCAGCACUUGUUAUUGUACAUGUAUUACAUGAAACCUGAACAUUAUGAAACUCGUUAGUCCGGAUAUUUCAUUUUCCUGAAAUAAUUAGAAAAUACUUUUUAAUUAUUGAAACAGGAGUUGUCAUUCGAUUUGAUACCGUUUUUUCAAUAUAUGCAUGCGGAAAACAAUUUGCCCAACUACAGUUUCCUGAAUGAAAUUAUAUGAAAUCGGUCCGGAAAAUCUGUUUUCCUAUUGAGAUGAGCUCCGGGAAUGAAAUUACCGGCUUAUCGAAUUCCGGACUUGUGAGGUUCGAUUUUAUAUUCCGGUUGUUUAUUGUUGCUUAUAUUUAUAAAUGGCUUGAAUCUGUGAUAGUUGCCAGUAUUUUUCCGCAUUCCAAUAGUGAAUAUUGGUCUAGUAUGAUUAUCAAUAAAACUCAUAUGUUAUCAGUG